Messenger RNA from Aspergillus melleus, 834 nucleotides. Its product is annotated as Frag1/DRAM/Sfk1 family protein. NCBI's taxonomy places the organism in Eukaryota, Fungi, Ascomycota, Eurotiomycetes, Eurotiales, Aspergillaceae. The record is from RefSeq and is a predicted model, not a curated record. Gene Ontology annotation, cellular component: plasma membrane. Bases 1 to 834 code for a protein of 277 amino acids. The transcript is spliced from 3 exons.
AUGCUGAUCGCAAUGUUGGCACAUUGGGCUGUAGUUGGGUCUCCCAUAUAUUCUAGCAUGGAACCCGGACAGACAAUCGCAUAUAUUUCGGACGUUGGAGCGCAAGAAUUGAAGCCCCUCUUCAUCGGCGGCAGCGUGGUCACGGUGGUGUUUUUGGAUCUUUCGUUCGUCGCGGAGCGAUGGCUGCGUCAUGCCGGCCAAUUGGUCCCGAACAAGGGCAAACUCGACAAAGCCUGCGCCAUCGGGUCGAUCUUCUUCUCCGUUGUUGGAGCUCUGGGGUUGAUCCUUUUGUCGUGUUUCGACACGCUUCGCCAUCCGCACAAACACGUUGGGUUUUUGGCUAUGUUCCUUGCGGGCUACCUCGUCAGCGCCAUUCUUAUCUGCGCCGAAUAUCUCCGCCUCGGUAUCUUCUACCGCUCCCAUCAUCGAGUUCUAUUUGCCAGCUUUGUCAUCAAGGGAUGCUUCGUGGUCGUUGAGAUCGCUCUCGCCAUUGCUUUUGGUGUCCUCGGACGGCAUAAUGGUUCUAAGAGAAAUGCAGCGGCCGUGCUGGAAUGGGGUAAGCCAAGGAUUUCGCUUCCUAUCGUUUGGGUCGAGCCGGCAGCUAACCAUGGGUCUGCAGUAAUUGCCCUGAUUUUCACCUUCUACGUCCUCUCCUUUGUGGUCGAUUUGCUGCCAUCGGUACGCACCCGUCGUCACGUUCCACAGGGCGAAAAACGCGUCAACAUGGCGUCUUCGGAGCCCUCGUCCGAACUCACUCGCGAAGAGCCCCUGACGAUGGACUCGGCCGGUCCAAACGCCAAUAAUGUCAAUUACUACCGGGGCCAACGCAUGUAA